Molecule: messenger RNA, 4974 nt
Organism: Phycodurus eques (leafy seadragon)
Lineage: Eukaryota; Metazoa; Chordata; Actinopteri; Syngnathiformes; Syngnathidae
Product: L-fucose kinase
Exons: 26
Coding region: 743-4471 (1242 amino acids)
Biological process (GO): GDP-L-fucose salvage
Molecular function (GO): ATP binding; fucokinase activity
Source: RefSeq, a predicted model, not a curated record
CCACGAAUCAGAUGACAAGAAGAGUCCUCCUCUUCCAUGUGAGCCUAUCUCCUGCAUCCUCCUCUCGAACCCCAACUGCCCUCAUGUCUUCCCUCACGACAUCCAUCAACCUUCUCUUUGGUCUUCCUCCCGCUCUCUUGCCAGGCAGCUCCAUCUUCAUCAUCCUUCUACCAAUAUACGCACUAUUUCUCCUCUGGACGUGUCCGAACCAUCCAAGUCUGCUCUCUCUAACUUUGUCUCCAAAACAUCGAACCUCGGCCGUCCCUCUGAUGAGCUCAUUUCUAAUUGUAUCCAACCCGGUCACUCCGAGAGCGAACCUCAACAUCUUCAUGUGCUCUGCUUCCUGUUGUCGCUUCAGUGCCACUGUCUCGAAACCGUCCAUCAUGGCUGGCCUCACUACUGUUUUAUAAACUUUGCCCUUCAUCCUAGCAGAGAUGCUUUCCACCUGUUCUUCGACUUCGACCCACAGUAGCUGAAUUUCCACCGGUGGCGGACGUUGUUAACCCGGGCCACGACCGAUCCGGAAUGGAAUUCUUGGGAUGAACGCUCAUAUUUGUUUGGCAAAGUUUGAAGCCGGAUGCCCUUCCUGACGCAACCCUUUGCAUUCAUCCGGGCUUGGGACCGGCCUACAGUUUGCACUGGCUUGUGCCCCCCAUAGGGCUGCAUUAAGAAGCACUUGAAUGAUUUUGUGAAAAACAACUGAACGAUUCGAUGAACGAAUUUUUUGAAUGAACUGAUUCGAAUGAUUCAGUACACUCAAAAGAACUGCCGUGCCCAUCACUAUUCCCUAGUACAAUUCCCCCCCCCCCCCCCCAAAAAAAAGAAAACACACGGAAAUCACCCUCCCCCAUUGGAGGACCAUUCGGACGGCACCGAACUUUGCGAAACGCGCUGCCGCCCCGUCGACACGCGCACAAUGAAUUGGCAAGCGUCGCCAAGCGCAGUCACCGCCCGGUGGAGACGUUCUCAAGAGUUAAACAAACGAAGCUUAUUGGAGCCGUACGACAGCGCGAGUGGGCCAAAAGCCACCAGCGGAGUUUGCGACUGGGGUACACAUAAGCCGCUUGACAUGUCCGCCUUCAGCUGGACCGUGGUGGUCCUCACCUGCCAGCACAAGGACAGCGUCUACGCCUUCCACAGAGAGUUGGAGUUGCGUCAGCGUGGCGGAAGCGUGUGUGCCGGUGCGAUGCUGUUGACGGUGCAGGACCGCCAGGAACCGCUGGGCAGCGGGGGUGCCACGCUCAACGCGCUCCUGGUGGCCGCAGAGCACCUGAGCGCCCGCGCGGGACACACUGUGGUGACGGCGGACGUUUUGGAUGAAGCUCACAUCCUCAUCCUCCACACGGGUCGCGACUUCCCGUGGAGUUCGUGCAGCCGAGCCUUCUCGUGGCUGCCCGCGGAGAAUCCCGCCACCGCGCUCGGGGUUGAGGCCCCCGUCUGCUGCGUGGACGUGCUCAUCCGCUGCCUCACGCAACAGGUCUGUCCCGGGUCCCCUCCCGGUGUGUGGGUGUGCAGCACCGACAUGAUGUUCAGCAUCCCUGAAAACUUCGCGUUGUCGUGGGACGGCUUCUCAGGCGUCCGCGCCGUGGCGCUCCCCGGCGACGUGUCGUACGCCGCCGAUCACGGCGUCUACUUGAGCGACCGGACGGGUCACAUCAAGGACAUCAUCUACAAGGGGAGCCGGGAGCAGGUUCAGCAAGCCCUGAUGCAUGAUGGGAAAGUGCCUCUGGUGUCAGGGCCGGUGUUCUUCAGCCGCUCGGCAGCCGAGAAACUUCUCCAGACGCACGUGACUCCGCCUCUGGACGGCUGCACCUACUUGGGCCUGGACUCCGGAGCUCCGCCCCUCCGGCUGUCUCUGUUCCUGGACGUGCUCAAGUGUUUGUGCUGCGAUCAGAGCGAGGAUGAGCCGUCGGGCGCCGACGCUCCUGCGUCCGGGCCGCAGGGGGCGACGUUGCGGCGCGGCAGGAAGGAGCUGCGCAGGAUCCUGAGAGGAACCCCGCUCACCUUGGCGUACGUACCGGGCGGUCGCUACGACUACAUGACUCUGUCCGGGCGGCGACACGUCCUCCGUCUGACCUCUGACCCCACACAAGGACACGCCCUCUCCCACAUCCAGGUGGCCGGCGCCGUGAGCGGAGGAGGUCGGGUCAUCAACAGCGUUCUGGAGGGAAUGGUUACCGUGGCGACCGGGGCUGUGGUGCAACACUGCCAUCUGCAGGGUCCCCUGCGCGUCCCUUCUGGCUGUUUACUGUCAGGCCUCGACGCGUCCACGUCCCCCGACGUCAGACGCCUGGCGCUGGGUGAUGACGUCAUCAUUCAGGGACAUCGCGUUGAGCUGGGGGACCUGAAGCUGAAGGUCUACACUACGAUGGGAGGACUGGACGACCUGGAGCUGCGCUGCGAUGACGAAGGCGCGUCCUUCCUCAACGCGCCUUGGCGCGUCGUCUUCAGCAGGACCGGCAUACAGCCACAGGACUUGUGGGCGGAGGGAGAAGGGCGCUCCCUGCUCGAGGCGCGGCUCUUCCCGGCCCUGCCCCCCAGAGAGGGUGGCGUGGGCGUGGCGGGGGGCGUGGCCUGGCUGCUGGGCGGAGCCGGCUGCGUGCGGCGUUGGCGGGAGGCGUGGCGACUUUCCCUGAAGGAGGUGCUGGCGCUCACGCACCAGGAGGAGGAGCUCCGGUGGAGGGAGACCUUGCUGUUCCUGGCGGGCAGGAAGCGGACGAGAGACGCCCUGACGGGGCGAAGCGACGUCUGCGUGAUGCCCAGCUUCAGGGCCGCCGUGGCGGCCGGGCAGCAGGGGGCGCUGCUCGAGCUGCUGGACACCAUCGCAGCAGGAAGUGGAGCUGAGCAGGGGGAGGAGCCACAGUGUAAGCAGUCACACGAUGAUGGCGAUGUCCACGUGGCCGUCAGCGAGGGAGCGCAGCCGGGCGUGACCGCCCGCUGCCUGUCGUGCAUCGCGGACGUGUUGACGUGCUGGGCCGAAGCCGAGGGCGGCGGCGGACUGAGGAGCGGACCGUCCGCCAACGAGAAAUGGAGCGCCACCUACUUCCUGUUGGAAAAGGGAGAUGUGAAGGGCGGAGUCAAGGCCCUGGCGGAGCAGCGAGCUAAUUGGCUGAGCAGGCCCGACCUGCUGGUGCGGGCGGCGCGCCACUACGAGGGCGCCGCCCAGGUGCUGCUACGCCGGGCUGUGAUGUCAUCACAGAAGUUUGUGGACAUUGGCCAGGGGGUGCUCCCGCCUCUUGAGCAGUGGCAUGAAGUGGAGUGUCCCGCCAGAAUCGAUCUUGCUGGCGGCUGGAGCGACACACCGCCCUUGGCCUUCGAGCACGGCGGCUGCGUGACCAACGUGGCGGUGAAGAUUGACGGGCGGCGGCCUAUUGGCGCCCGCGCGCGACGCAUUAAAGAGCCCCGCCUCCUGUUGGUCAGCCACAGCGGGGGGCGGGACUCUGGCAUUGCCACGGAGACGGUGUGUGAGACCAUGGACCACCUCAAGGACUACUGCCAGCCCAACGCGCCCGGUGCUCUGCUGAAGGCGGUGUGCGUGUGUGCCGAUGUGGUGUCGCCGUCCUCCCGAGAUCCUUUAGGGCGUCAGCUGACUGCUUGCUGGAGCGGAGGUCUGGAGCUCCACGGUUGGUCGGCGCUGCCCACCGGCUCGGGACUCGGUACCAGCAGCAUCCUGGCGGGGGCGCUGCUGGCGGCGGUCUACGCCGCCACGGGGCGAUCGUACACAGGCGAUGCGCUCAUUCAUGCCGUACUGCACCUGGAACAAGUCCUCACCACUGGGGGGGGCUGGCAGGACCAGGUGGGCGGUCUGGAGGGCGGUCUUAAGGUGGGCCGGUCCCAAGCCCGUCUGCCGCUGCGGGUGCACGUGGAACGCCUGCGUCCCCCGGACGGCUUCGUGGAGGCUCUGGAGCAGCGCCUUCUGCUGGUCUACACCGGGAAAACCAGACUGGCUCGCAACCUGCUGCAGGAUGUGGUGCGCAGCUGGUACAGUCGUCUUCCUGCGAUGGUUCGCAACCUUCAAGAGCUUGUGUCCAACAGCGAGGACUGUGCACGUGCCUGUCUUGACGGUUGCUUGUCUUCGUUGGGCCGCUGCCUGGAUCGUUCGUGGCGCCACAAGAAGCGGAUGGCGCCAGGCUGCGAGCCGGCGUCUGUGCGCGUGAUGAUGGAGGCGCUGCGCCCGCUGGUCCUGGGUCAGAGCCUGGCGGGCGCCGGCGGCGGCGGCUUCCUCUGCCUGCUCACCCGCCGGCCCGCGCAGAAGGACGCCGUCCUCCGGGUCCUCGCGCGCACGCCGGGUCUGGGAGACUUCAGCGUCCACACGGUGCAACUGGACAUGGAUGGCCUCACAGUUCUCCAGCCAACAGGCCUCUGGAUACAUUUUAAAAAGAUGUGGACUUCAUCACUUGAAAUUAUGACCAGGAUAUUUUUGGAAAAGGAAUUGCCGGGAAGCGAGAUGUUGGGCCAAGUUGAAAGUUGAUUUCAUAUUCAUCCAGCAAAAAGCAACGAACAGUACACAGCGCUCGUUGACGUGAAACUUUUCCCAGCUUCUUUUCGACAAGUGGACGUCUCCGCUAAACGCAGAACGAUUCCGUAUGCUUGGUUUAUCCGACCCCGCUGCUUUCUUUUGGUCUUGAUUUCACCCGUCGACAUUUGCCAGGAUUCCGCAAGUCGUAUAUGUGAUGUACUUAACAGUUCCACAACAAUGUACACAAAUCCAUUUAUGAUAUAUACACAUUUCAAACAAACGAGUUGUCUUAUAAAAGCACUUUAUUAAUAUGAAGACACAAUCAAGCUUUCGCCACCAGACGCAUGUAUUUGUUGAAUGUGUAUUUUAUAUUUAAUACAGAGCCCCGAUUCAUCGACAGUGUGUGUGUGUGUGUGUGACUUCCUGUCAGGUUGUUGUUCAUAGAGCUGAGUGCGGCGGUUAUGACGAAGUCUGCCUAGCGACAAGCAGCCAGUCGUCAUCACUUGCCAGCGACC